AUGUCACAGCAACCGCAACAAAACCAAUCGCAACAGCGCGAAGGAGACAGCCCCUCUCCUCUCCCCCCUGCUCCAAUCCAGUUAACGCCAGGACCACGCGCAUCCCGACUGCAAGACAUCUACAGCAAAGCCCUUCGCGCAACCCUAAAAGCAAACUCAUACGAAAAUUUCGCUUCCUGUUUUCCCACACCAGCCAGACAUGUCCCCGCCAGUUUGGAGUCUGUCCAUCGUCAGUUAAACGCAAAACUCGAGGAAGGCGCAACGGCCGAAUUCAACGAGAUCAUCAAAGAACGCGAGGUAAUCAAGGGAUUGAACGAGUUGGAUAGAUUGGUUGGAGAAGCGAGACGGAGGAAAAGUCAGGGGGAGAGUGAGAGUGACGUGCCUCCACAUAUGCUCGACGCCGACGGCUUGUACAGAGCCCAUUUGACGCCGUACUUGCAAGAAGCGCAGGUUGCGCUCAAUACAAAGAUCGAAACAGCUCAGUCACAGAAUGCGGCGCUUGCGGAAAAAGUACUGGCUCAAAGGAAAGAGAUUGAGUCGUUAUUAUCGGGUCUGGAAGCUGUGAUGGCUGAUCUGGAAGGGUCUGCAAAGACGUCGACUGAGUACAGCAAGACGCAUAAUCUACGACAGGAGAGUUUGCAGAUUGAUGAGGAGAUGAAGAUGCAAACUAACAGUUGA
Messenger RNA from Talaromyces marneffei, 678 nucleotides. RefSeq lists its product as uncharacterized. The transcript is spliced from 2 exons. The record is from RefSeq and is a predicted model, not a curated record. Gene Ontology annotation, biological process: chromosome segregation. NCBI's taxonomy places the organism in Eukaryota, Fungi, Ascomycota, Eurotiomycetes, Eurotiales, Trichocomaceae. Bases 1 to 678 code for a protein of 225 amino acids. Gene Ontology annotation, cellular component: MIS12/MIND type complex.